Molecule: messenger RNA, 2508 nt
Organism: Oncorhynchus masou masou (cherry salmon)
Lineage: Eukaryota; Metazoa; Chordata; Actinopteri; Salmoniformes; Salmonidae
Product: UDP-N-acetylglucosamine transporter-like
Exons: 8
Coding region: 709-1719 (336 amino acids)
Biological process (GO): pyrimidine nucleotide-sugar transmembrane transport
Cellular component (GO): Golgi membrane
Molecular function (GO): UDP-galactose transmembrane transporter activity
Source: RefSeq, a predicted model, not a curated record
CGUUCAAAAAGAACGAGUCACUCGCGAACAGCACAUCACUAGCAUAACCGUGUGCGCGCUGAAAUCUACGUCCACCAUAUGACUUUUAACAUUGCCCAACAACGGGCGAAAUGGCGCGAAAAGGGUGUGUUCGCUGCUGGAGUUCGCGGCAGUCGGACAAGCAAUAUUCACCAUCGUAGAACGGAUGAAGCCUGACCUGGAAUGUGACGCUAACUGAAGCCGGCUCGCUUCAUAAAAGCCUGAGUACAUCUAGCUCGUUUCGCAGUAUACCACUCUGGUGUCGCCUUUUUUUUCUUUUCAAGGAUAAAGUAUUUUCAACCGACUUUACGUUUCCCCUGAAAAACGGAUGAGGGAACUCCGGUCAGGCACAGAGUUUCUAAACCUCGGUUUGGGAAAAGUAAACUGAAACAUGUUGAUGGUUUGUGGAGGAAGGUUUCAGCCAGAUGUACAAAGAGAAGUACUGAAAAGAAACCCCACAUUCCUGGAAUGAACGUAUUGACAUCAGCAUCUCUGCCAUUUAGACUAUUUAUUUCUGCCAGAAGUCUGUUAGACCAGUCGGAAGAGUGGGACAGUGAGAGAGAGUUAUUUGAAUAAAUUGUCGUCAUCAUAAGUAUUUCCCCCUGCUCACCUCUCCUACUACAGCCUAACCCAGGGUUGUCCCCUCUGGCCCCGCCCCCUGGCUCUGAGGAGUCGUCCUGCCACGUCUCCAUGUCGUUGCCCUCAGCCUCCCAGUCCCAGUCGCGGCUGAAGUACGUGUCCCUGGGAGUGCUGGUGCUGCAGACCACCUCGUUGGUGCUCACCAUGAGGUACUCGCGCACGCUGCUGGGCGAGGGGCCGCGCUACCUAGCCUCCUCAGCCGUGGUUUCGGCCGAGCUGCUCAAGAUCCUCACCUGCCUGCUGCUCGUCUUCUACGACCACAGCUUCAGUGUUCGGGCAUUGAAUCGUGUGCUGAAUGAAGAGAUUCUCAACAAGCCCAUGGAGACGUUGAAGCUGGCCAUCCCAUCAGGCAUCUACACACUCCAGAACAACCUGCUUUAUGUCGCUCUGUCCAACCUGGAUGCUGCUACCUACCAGGUGACGUACCAGCUGAAAAUCCUGACGACGGCCUUGUUCUCAGUGUCCAUGCUCGGGAAGAGACUCGGGCUCUACCAGUGGCUAUCUCUGCUCAUCCUCAUGACUGGUAUCGCUCUCGUACAGUGGCCUACAGAGUCUCUGGGUGGGCCAUCUUCGAAGCCUCUGUCUGCAGGCUCCCAGUUAGUCGGUGUGAUAGCCGUACUAAUAGCCUGCUUCUCCAGUGGCUUCGCUGGAGUCUACUUUGAGAAGAUCCUCAAAGAAACCAAACAGAGUGUAUGGGUCCGCAACAUCCAGUUAGGUUUGUUUGGUCUGGUGUUUGGUCUUAUUGGAGUGUUUGUGUACGACGGAGAGAGAGUGAGGGAGUCCGGAGUGUUCCAAGGCUACAACUCACUCACCUGGACCGUUGUAGCCCUGCAGGCUCUGGGCGGGUUGGUCAUAGCAGCAGUCAUUAAGUAUGCAGACAACAUCCUGAAGGGCUUCGCCACGUCACUCUCCAUCAUCCUGUCGACACUCAUAUCCUACUUCUGGUUGAAGGACUUCGACCCUACCAGUGUGUUUUUCCUGGGAGCAAUGCUGGUCAUUGCUGCCACCUUCCUCUAUGGCUAUGAGGGCAAGAGGCCAGCCGUCAACCACAGCAAAGUAUAGAGGGUCUCCCCUCCACCACCCCACAGCCCAGGAACCCCAAAGAAGAGACACACGGAGAAAGAUGGAGGGAGGAAUAUGUUGCCAAGAAGUGGUGCUGAGCAAUUAACCAAAAUGUCGGUUAUUUUUCAGUUUUAAAACAACUAAUUGACUGACCUUAGUUCAAUUAUUUGAAUUUCAUUCCAUUGAAUUUUUUAUUUCUUUGCUCAAUACACACAUUGCACUGCAGUUUCUAUAGAGAUAAAUAAGACCAUGCCAGAACUGUGCGAUGUAGUAAGGAGUUGUAGUUUCCAACAGGCCAAUGUUCUUCAUAGUUUAGUGCAGAAAACGUGAUAAUUAACUAGAAAGACCAUAAUUCAUUGCGCAGCUAGUUUUCUGGUCUGUUUCUUUUACGCCUGCAACGUAAGAGACAGAGGGAUGAGUGAUCAAGAGUGCAUACAUCUGAGAGCAGUUGCUUGAGGUAUUGGUAUUUAGUGGUCAUAAAAGCCUGCCUUAUUUACUGUGAAGAUCUACAAAAUAGAGAUUUGUCAGAGAGCAUAGGCAGCAGCUCUAUAGAGAUGAUGACUUGGAAUGAAAUAAUAACGUCAUCAAAUGAAACAUGCAAUAUACACAGCUAAAAUAUUUUAUUAAAGUCAUCUGAAUAACUGAUAGUUAAUAAGCAGUAAUGUGCAGUCACUACCAUCAUAGGACUUUUUUUUAUUUUUUAAUAUUCUGUGUUCCAGCAUUCAACCCAGAUAACAUACCUGCUAAAUAUCUGUAUGCAACCAAUAACAUUUGAUUCGAUGUAAUGCA